GCUGCCAGUGGUAAGAACUACAUGGCAACCACGAAAUUACGAACUAUGUCACAAAAAAACAGCAGCUGAAGAUUGACCAAGAUCAAUCGGAGAUUGUUAUAUUUCACACUAUGUGCUGAAUAUCCAUGAUGUUUAAAAAUAUUUAAGAAUAUUAAUGUUUGGAAGAUUUUUUUGAUUCCAGUGGAAUCCUGUAUUUUUUUGUUUGGUUUCUUUUUGUUUUUAAAUUGUAACCUGUUACAAUGCCUGUACAAGCUCCACAAUGGACGGAAUUCCUCUUGUGCCCGAUCUGCACGCAGACUUUCGAAGAAACCAUUCGCAAGCCCAUCAGCUUAGGAUGCGGCCACACUGUCUGCAAGAUGUGCCUGAACAAACUACACCGCAAGGCAUGCCCCUUCGACCAGACCACUAUCAACACAGACAUUGAACAGCUACCUGUCAACUCGGCCCUGCUGCAGCUCGUCGGUGGACAGGUCCCCAAACAGCAGCCCAUUGCUCUGCUUACAGGAGUGGAAGACACCAAACACUAUGACGAGGCCAGGAAAUGCGUGGAGGAGCUUGCUCUCUACCUCAAACCCCUCAGCAGCACGAGAGGUGUUGGUUUGAACAGCACCACUCAGAGCGCUCUCAGCCGGCCCAUGCAGAGGAAGCUGGUGACGCUGGUUCACUGUCAGCUGGUGGAGGAGGAGGGGCGAAUCAGGGCCAUGCGAGCUGCCCGUUCCCUGGGUGAGAGGACCGUCACGGAGCUCAUCCUCCAGCACCAGAACCCACAGCAGCUCUCCUCCAACCUGUGGGCAGCUGUCCGAGCCAGGGGCUGCCAGUUCCUUGGGCCAGCGAUGCAAGAGGAGGCUCUGAAGUUGGUUCUGCUAGCCCUGGAAGAUGGCUCCCCCCUGUCCCGUAAGGUUCUGGUUCUCUUUGUGGUUCAAAGAUUGGAGCCACGAUUCCCCCAGGCCUCCAAAACAAGCAUCGGUCACGUGGUGCAACUCCUCUAUAGAGCAUCCUGUUUUAAGGUGACGAAGCGAGAUGAGGAUUCCUCGCUGAUGCAGCUGAAGGAGGAGUUCCGCACGUACGAAGCUCUCCGGCGGGAACACGACUCUCAGAUUGUCCAGAUCGCCAUGGAGGGGGGGCUGCGCAUCGCCCCUGACCAGUGGUCCUCACUGCUGUACGGUGAUCAGUCCCACAAAUCACACAUGCAGUCCAUCAUCGACAAGUUGCAGACGCCGGCCUCAUUUGCUCAGAGUGUUCAGGAACUGACCAUUGCGCUCCAGCGGACGGGAGACCCUGCCAACCUGAACCGUCUCCGACCCCACCUUGAGCUGCUGGCUAACAUCGACCCCAGCCCAGAUGCACCUCCCCCUAUGUGGGAGCAGCUGGAGAAGGGGCUGGUCGCUGUGAAGACCGUGGUCCACGGACUGGUGGAUUUCAUUCAGAACCACAGCAAAAAAGGCACCGACCAGCAGCAGCCUCCUCAGCACAGCAAAUACAAAACAUACAUGUGUCGGGAUAUGAAGCAAAAAGGGGGCUGCCCUCGGGGGGCCAGCUGUACCUUUGCACAUUCUCAGGAAGAACUAGAAAAGUAUCGCAAGAUGAACAAGCGCCUGGCAGCCAGAAGACCCCUGAGCCAGUCCCUCACGCAGCUCAAUGAAGUGGGCUUGUCCGGUCUGCUGUCAGAUGACGGGGGGCUGGAGGGUGCUGUGCGGAAACCCUCCUCCCUUACCAACGGGAUCGUAGCAGCCGGCUCGGGGGGCCACAUGCCGCAGCUCAUCUCCCGCGGGACAGACUGCUCGUACGACACAGGGCUCAAACCAGGGAAAAUGGAGCACCCAAGUAUCAGCGCCCCCGGAUCUCCCCCUGACUUGCUUGAUUCUGUCUCUAAGGGCUCCAUGCCAGCAAUGCCUAUGAAUGCCCACCCUAUGCCUCACCCCAGAAUGCCCACAGAACACCCCUCAAUGUCCAAGCAGCUCCAGAUGGUGUCAAGGGGAUCCCAGAUGUACACACAGCAACCAAGUGAUAUGUACUACCAGGAUCCGAGGCCACCUGCUUCUGCAGCUUCGUAUGAGCACCCUCCAUACCCAGCAGGUGUACCCUACCCCUACCCAUCUUCACAAUACAUCCAGCCUCGCUACACCAGGACCCCACCCAGCGAGCCGGGCAUGCAGUACCCAGAUCACUACCCCUACAUGCAGGACAGGCAGUACCCAAGCCCGUCCGUGCAGUACCCCCCUAUGGCACAGCCGGUGUACCCUGCCCACUGCGACGCGCGCCGCCCCUACGGCCCCCCACAGUCCUUCCAGCGUGAGGAGAUGGUGAGAAUGAACCCAGGGCCUGUGGAAAUCACACCACCAGCAAGUGGAUCACCAUACCUCUCAGAGAGCAGAGACCGCUACCCACUUGAGGGCUACCCUCCAGAGGGCUACCCUGCUGGCCCACACCCCAGCCAGAUGCGACCCUAUCACAGGGAAAGCUACAGCAGGAUGACUGCCCCACACCCCAGCCUGGACUACCUGCACCGCCGGCGCAAGGAGAUCAUGGCUCAGCUGGAGGAGAGGAAGGUGAUCUCCCCUCCUCCCUUUGCCCCGUCCCCAACGCUGCCCCGUCCAUUCCCACCAGAUUUCCCACAAGAGUAUUUGGAGGACAAUCCAAAAGCUGUUGGGAAGUACAAAGAAAACGAAUACUCGCCUUGGUCAUGUGACACCAUUGGCUCCUACAUCGGCACCAAGGAUGUCAAGCCCAAAGACGUUAUGGCGUCGGAAGCCAUGGAGAUGAUGAAUGUAGACAGCAAAGGUUUGAGGAAUCAGCCAAUCGACAUGCAGAGAAGGUCAGCUGAGGCCAAAGACGACGACCCCAUAAUUCCGUUUGGGACCCUGCCCACAGUGUCCCGUUUCGGGGUGAUCUCCCGCACCUCCAAAACUGGGUACCAGACCACCUGCCCAAUGCAGGCCAUGGCUUCAUCCCAGGGAGCUGCACCCAAACAUAGCAGCGCUUCAGCUGAUUUCAGCCCUUAUACUACUCAUGGAAGCUGGGGAGCGCCCCCUUACCAUCACCACCAAAACAUGACAACUCAGGGACGCUUCAGUGACAGGAUGCCAAUACCCCCAGACAGGGAGCAGCUGAAAAUGGAGCUCCAACAACUUAACCAGCAGAUCAACCAACAGACACAGAUCCGUGGAAUGGAGGCUGCUAGUAACACAUUGUUGCAGCAAAGGGAGGCGAGUGCACUAACCACCCAGCCUCCUCCCCAGAAGUGGGCAGCAGAGACGAUUUCCAGCGAACAGCUGAGCAUGGAACUGCACCAGGUGGAGCGUGAGAUUGGCAAGAGAACUAGGGAAAUAGCCAUGGAGAGUCAAGCACCUCAUGAUCACUAUAAAAUGAAACCAGCAGAAAAUGGACAACCUGAACACAAGGUCCACAUGGAGGACCUCUCCCUUGCACUCAACGAAGGCGCGAACGGAUCCAGCUUGGUCCAAGAAAGUAGUAUGAAUUCUCUGUCCGGCAAGACCUCCUCCUUGAGCCUGGCUGCAGACUCCGCUAGCAGUUCUGAGGUGCAGGUGAAUGGUGUCGGCCACUCCUGCUCCUCAUGAGAGAUCAGGCUGCUCACUAACAAGGCACAGCAACACCACACAGUGAAGAAGUGAUAACACAGUUCCUCCAAAUGGAGUCAUAUUUUCACCACCACCCCUCUGGGAAAGAUGGAAGAUAUUGAGCAGCAUGUCUCGAAUCCUGUACAAAUUUGUCGAAGGAGAACACUUCACCCUGUUAAUUGCUGUAGAACUGAAGUAGAAAAUGUCAGCAUAAGAAAUUGAAGCUCUUCCAUGCCCUCUGCUUUGUUGCGGCUAUUUUGGCACAUUUAAGCUACAUUAUAUACAAAACACAUAUUUCAGUCUCACAUUGUGGGUGGGGUGUUCUCGGCAAUACAGUAGAUAUACACACAUCUUCAUUUUAUUUAGAAAUAAGCAGUAUCUGCAGUGAAUUUAAGAUUUUUUUUUUUUUUUUUUUUUUUUUGUUCUGUGAAUGAACUUUUAAUUUUAUUAUAACUGACCGCCUUGGGUCUCAGGGCAGAUAGAUAUUAAACUGUUUUGUUUUUGUUCAAUGCAUUUAAAAUUGAAAAUAGCUUAAGCAGUUCUGUUGGUUACUUUAUUAUAUGCCUAGAUACUUGUACCCCCACUAGAGUUUUGCAAAACUCUAUAGAAACUGUCUGCAAACCAUUCUCUUGAUAACUUAAAAUUGCAUUAAUAGACUCUUAAAUUUAGUGUGUUUUAAAAAUGAAAUAACGCUGGUCACCCAGGACGGUACUACGCUUACAACUGAAUCGUUUUAAACUUUUGGUUAAUUUAUUCCCUUGUUUUUUGAUUUUUAUCAAAACAAACCUGGAUAUGCUUCUAUGUUGAAGCCACUAAACAGCUGGUAAAUUAUAAAUAGCCACACUUAAUAAGAAACAAAAUGUAUUAAAACUAAUAUGGUCAGUGAUCAUUAUUACUACAGUGGUUGAGAUCUUGAUGUAAACUAAUGAACAAAGUUACGUAGACAAGUGUCAGUGUUAUAAGUUGAAAUGUUUGUCUACUUUCUUAGGAAUUAUUUUGCUGCAACUGGACUUGAAGAAUUGUUGCUUUGAGAAUGAGGCCUUUUAUUUUUUUUAAAAGGCUGGACAUGAUCCACACAAAAAAUAAAAUACUCAGAAAAGCACCAGUAAAAAAUCCUGUUGUUUUGAUCGGUUAUUGUAAAACCGCACUUGUUCAGGUAAAACUUUAGAAGGGAAACCCCUGGGUGUGUAAUAGGUAACCACUAUACUUGGCUUGGUUUUGAAUCGAGUCUGGUAGAAACCAGUCUCCCAGUUUAAAUCCGCCACCUUUGUCAACUAUGCUGUACACAGGGCACAACAUAGUGUUUUCCAAGACCUACUAAAUAACAAACGAUACUGCUUUUAAUAUCCCACAUACAAGGUCUUGCAUCUUGCAGUACUGUAUAUAAUGAAUCUCCAAGGCUGUUAAGUCUGCCUUGAGCAUUACCAAUGUUAUAGCUAAUUUUAUUUUAUGAUAACAUUUAAUUUAAGGACUAUUGCAACUGACUAACCACCAGAAGAACUACAUGUGAAUAGUCCACAUGAGUAGCAGGUAAUGGAAAACAACUAGGACUUGCAGGAUAUCCAGAUGUCUUAUGCCCUGUGUACACAAGUCAACUGUAGUAAAGCUGGCAGUACCCCCACGCAAAGCCCCUAGUUAAGAAGGACAUGACUAGCCACAGCAAAAUACUGUUUCACAUUGAAUUAGAUCUGAUGAGCGUGGUCGGUCUGCAAAUUUGCAACGCUAUUGGCUUGGAAUUCAAGCUUUUUUUUUUUUUUUUAAAAAGCAAAAUAAAAACUUUAGAAGUUAUAUAUAUUCUUGAAAAAAAAGCAGCUGUUGGUAGUGUGCUGAUCUUGCGAGGCGAACAACAAGAAACCUAUUAUCAUCCAAUUCACAAAUAGUUUACAUAUUUAUAUACGUGGGUUGCUUGUGUGAGUAUUUGUAUUAACAGCAAAGUGUGCCACACCAAUGUUGUUUAAAAUCAGAAGGUUUUGCCCUCUAUGGCUUGAUGAAACUAUGAUUUAAGAAUCCUACAUUAAUAAAGCUUUACCUGGAUCUUUGCCAGUGCAGCAAAAAUCUGCUGAUUUUUUUUUUUUUUCUUAAACAGCAACGUGGUUACUUCUGUUAAACUGUUUACAAGUGAACAACCUUUGGGACUGUUUAAAAUUACACAGCUUUGCAAAUACUCUUUGCAAAUACACUGAGUGUUCCAUUAAUCCAGCUCCUCCCAUUACCAAAUCAAACUUAAGCGAACAGGAUCAGAUUAGCAAGUAUAUUUUUGCACAUAUUGAGAUUUACAAUUCAACCAACCAGUCCAGGAUCUUUACUGUAAUCAUUUUAUGUUUGCUUAAAUAUGAGUGUGUGCAGUACUCCCAAAAUUCAUUUUUAUUCAGAAUAAUUUUUGGAGCGAAUAAACAUUUUAAUGCUCUGUUUCAGUUGAGCUCAGUUGUAAUGAGUAAGGCUGGAGCUGGCAUUUAUAUUGAUCUCUGAUAACCACGUAGCAAACAGCGACCUUGACCACUUUAUCAAAAACCAAAAGCGUGUAUCACUUGCUUUUCAGUGCCAGCCUGGGAAGAUUGAUUCUGCAGUUGCUGAAAUGGGAAGUAUUUAGAAAUCCUGAAAAAAAGAAGAAAUAACAAAAGUAUGUUUUUUUAAAUAGGAUAUGUAGUAGUACAGAACAAAAGCUUUGUAGACCAAAGCAGGUUGCACCAUUGUUCUUUCAGUGUAUAUUUGGUUCUUUUGAUUUUAAACAGCCACCAACAGCUGCUCCUGCACUGAAUUCUAAAUUGUAAUGUUUUUUUUUUUUUCUUUGAUAACUUCUAUGAAGUUGAAUGUUUUUUUUUUUUUGUUUGUUUGUUUUUUUUUAACAGACUAGGUUAUCGCUAAUCCUUGGGGGACUUAUGGGAUUUAACCCUGCCAGCUAGCAAUUGAGUAAGCAAGGAGGAGCUGUAAACAGAACUACAUUUCUAUACACAAGUAGUUCUUCUCGAGGUUUCUAAAGGUUGCUAAAGAUUUUGGCUUUGUGUCUAAUAGGCAAAAAGGUUGAGUGAUGCCCCUGCUACCCCUACUACCUCUGCGUACAUUCAGAGCUCUUACAUUCACAAACCUGCAACAACCCUGUGAUUGAAAAAACAAAAACACAAUGAUACCACUAUUUCAGUUCAUAGACGGGUAUUUUAUUUUUUAUGCUUAUUAGUAACCAGCUAAGAAAUCUACAAGGCAGAGAAUACAAGGCACUUCAGCAUGUGAUACAGUGUCCAAUUUGGAUAGACUUGCUAAUCUUAGAAAGUUUCAAAUAUCUAGACCACUAUUUCACAGCAACUUGAUUUAAUCCAUAUUUGUAUAAGUGAGAUCUGACGUAUUGCUUCAGUGUCUUCCAUUGCCAUUUGCUCUAUCUGUUUCAGACAGAUUGUGAUGGUGUUGCCAUUUGUUCCAGAAGCUACGCAUUUGACCAAGGACCCAUUCCACAGUGCACAUCAUAGCCAGAUGCUAUUGACAGAAGCUCCCUAGUUAUGUUUCUAUGGAAACAUUUGCAGUGAGCACUUUGCUGCAUCUGCUAACAUGCACAUUUUCUGGAGUCAUGGCUAUUGGUUACAUUAAAUAUACAAAGACACUGAGGCACAGCAACACCACACAGUGAAGAAGUGAAGAUCAGGUUAAUGUACUUUUUUGAUUAAAUUGUCCUUCCACUGUACGAUAUUUCAAACACAGACUACCACUUUGUUAGCAGUACUGUAAAAAUAACAAGCCCCCUUCUGCUACACAUUUGAAGCUAGGUUUUUCCUUAGGGAUGGACCUUGGCAUACAAACUAUAAGGCACAGCUUCCUAGUCUUUAGCAACUGUAAGGAACUGGCAUUCAGAUCUGCUGUAGAACUAUAAGUCUACUAGUCGUGACAUUUAAGACUUGUAAAGAUGUAUUAACAAGUUCUGUGUUCUUGUAACUUCUUUUUUGUCUACAUUCAAACCUCACAAAAUAUAUCUGUAGGGGAGACUAGUAUCACAGUUAGAACAUUCAUUUGCAACUCAGUUGUGGGUUAUGCUCGAUGGUCCAUAUCAUUUGCAUAUCCUAAAAUGAUCUGUCAUAGAUGGUGACAGAGUAGUUCCAUACCCCUUGGUCUACUGCAUUAAGAUGUCACAUGGCCACUGGUGUCAAAUGUGCUGUUAGUAUAUGCUUAUGAGAAGUGAAGAUUAGUUUGUGUGCAUUACAUUUAUGUUCAUUGGUGCACCGUUUCACGUUGGGGGGACGACUACAUUUUGACUAGGUGGGCAACUUUGGUUCCAGUGGCCAUUCUACUACAAGUCAAAUUAAAAAUGAAGACAGUUUAAUUACAACAUAGUUUGAACAAAGACCUUCACUAGAAGCUUGUUGCCCAUCCUUUUGAGUUCAGCUAAGGUCAAACAGAAGUAGCUGGCCCAGUAGGCUAGACCAGCAGCAUAAGUCCAGUGGAAUCUCAUCAAAAAAAUUAUCAUUGAAGAUAGGCGAUCAAAGCUCAUCCAGGCUUAAGCUUGCGCCCAUUUCUGCUUUCAGCUUUGGUUGCAAGCUAGUAACAACCUUUUUAAGAGUGUAAACACUCAAGUUUAGAAAUAUUGUACAUUUUGGUACACUUUCCAGUUCUGCUUCACUCCGAUGUGUCUGUCAUAUUCUAGACCCAUAUAUAUAUUGGUCUCUCGAGACAGUGUGCGAUCUUAAGCACCGUUUUUGGUGGAACUUCUGUCAAGUAUAAUCUCUGUGUAAUAUUAUUAUUGUUAUUAUUGCUUGGGACAGAGCUAUUGACACUUAAGCAAUCGUAAAGAUUGGAUGCUAGAGAGCCCUGCAAAGACACCACAUUCAAGCCUUUCAGAUGAAGCAAGGCUAUGCAGUGAAUCCAGCCUCUUUGUUGACAGUGCAUAGUAGGAAUGAUCUCAUCCCUAUUCUGAGUUUAAACACAAAAUCCCUGAUUUAGUCUUGGUUAGAAUCUGGGUCCAGCUCAUGAACAGUGGUUGAGUCAGACUUUUGGCAAAUUAAUCUUAAUGUUAAGUUAAAAUUUAGUGGGCAAAUAGGAAUGUCAGACCAGAGCCCAUCCAGAAUAAUAUAACCUGGUCCAGUUGGCUUGAGAUAUUGGGUGAUCUUUCCUGGUAAAUGUGCUUUAGUCAGGUUUUUGACUGUAUUUACGGUUUGAGUACAUAACACCUGUAAAUAAAUAUGAUGUGCAACUGUUAAUAUACUCGCUUUGAGUAAGCAUUUAUAUUAAAUGAUCUCUACAAAUCAGUAAUGCUAUGAUCUGUAACUGGUUGCCAAUGCAAAGCUGAACGUCUCUUAUCCUUUCAUAAGUAAAGGAGUUCAGUGCCAGACUUGUAACGUUUGUUUACUUAGCCAUUUUGUGUCUGUACAAAAGAAAAGCUCUAGUUAAUGUAAGGGUGUACUGUAUUGAAUGUUCUUUGUAUUCAGGUAUUGACACAAACUCACCAUGGUUUAUUAAGCCAAUUUAAACCACACCAUGGUUGAUGAGGUCAUGGAUUUUUUUGCCUUCCUUGUAGUGCGGUCAGGGGGACUGAAGGUAGAGCGUGCUAAAUCUGUUAACUGGAUGGAGCAUCGCUGUUGUUUAAUUUAUAAUACAGAAGCAUGGGUAAACACAACAGAUGUAAGAAAAAAGUAAUGAAAUGUAUAAAUUGUAGCUAAAAAUAAGAGCAUGUAUCCUGUAAUUUUGCAUUUUUUUAUUGAGAAAUACUCACAAUCGUGGCAUUGUAUAAAACUUGUCUGUAAAGUAAUUGUAGCUAACAAAAUGAUCCCAUCAAUCUUGCCUAUUGAGCCCUUGCAUUAGAUACACAGGUCAUAUGUGCAGUUUUUAAAGAAGCAUAGGUUACAGCAAACAUGUUCAUUUUAAAACAUGGCUUGUGGUACUCCAAGUUUAAUGAAAGUUUGCCUGCCAUGAAGUGUGUUACUGCUUGGUCAGUGCACCCCAGUAGUACAAAGGAUAACCCAGGAUUUAUUUAACCUAGAGUAGGACCAGAUGUAAAAAUACAAUAAAACCAAAUAAAAUACAUGUUCAGUAUAAUGUGUUUUAUUCAAAACUACAUUUGAGAUCCAAAUAAUGAAAAGAUGUACAUGGCAGAGAAAAUUUAUUAUUUUGUCAACUGCAAGUACUUUAAUUGGCUUCUUUGAAUUUCCCUGGGAGUGCAGGAAGAGGUAUGAUGGCCUGGGUGACUACUGUACUCUUGAUUUAAUUGGUCGUCCUUGCAUCCUUUUAUUUCAAAUUUUAGGAUAAAGUAGGGCUUUUAUCAAUUGUAACGAGUAGUAUGCCAUCCCGUGUCACUACCCUUUUUAAAGGGAAUAUUUUAGUCAUUAAAAUACUAAGUUAUUUAAGGAUUAUGGAAUGUAAUUUGCUGUUAGCUACUAAAGUUGUUUAUGAUAGGUUGGUCUGCCAUUUCCUAGCUAACUAACCUGCAGCAGUACAAAUGAGUGUUUAUUGAUUGCUGUCUGUUCGAUUUCAAUUGUAUGUCUGUGUUAUUGAUGAUAAAAGCAUUUGUCUUUACCUUGGGUCCCUGACUUCUGUGGUUUCAUAAGGAGUGGCUUUAAAAAAGAGAUGCGCAUACAUAGAUAUCAUCUUGGAAGACACUGGUCAGUGACAGAUACAAACAGGUUCCAAAAUAUAUAUCAGCAUCCCUGAAAUGUAAUAUUACUUGUGCCAGGCAAGAACUUAAUAGUUGUACUGAUAUUUUCCACCACAACUUCAACUGAAUGGAUCUCACUAAAUCACAGCCCAUUAGCAAUGGUGAUGGCUCUUAAAUGAGCCUCUAAAGGCUUUUAAAGUCCAGGAAGGGAGCUCCAUUGUCCCAGUAAAUAUUAUGCUAAAAUCUUUAGGCUUUUUAGCCUUGUUUUUUUAGUAGCUUGGUUAACCAAAAGCAAAAAAAUAUAUAUUCUGAAAUAUCUGGUAAACUAAAAAUGUCACCAUUGGUUUGUUUAGGGGAAAUAAUUCCAUUUGGUAAAUAUAUUAAGAGCAGGCCCAGACCUGAGCAUUUUCUUCCCAAGAUGGCUUCUUUUGCUACUCUUUGUGUUCUCUAGGAACUAUUCUGCCUACAUGCAAACUGCAUUCAUUGUAACAAGAUUUGGCUGUUUUUGCUGCAUUAUUUAAAUUGUGUUCCUAACAUUGGGCAUGUAAUUCCUUUUGAUGAUUACUCCCAAAUGAUAUUGUAAUAGACUGCUUAAAUUAAGGUACAAGUUUAAAAAUUCAAAUUUUGUUUUUAUAUUAUACUCCAUUUAAGGAAUGUUUAGAACUAUCUUUCUCCAAAUAUGGAUGUAGCUGUUAUACUUUUUUCUUUGUAAAAGAAUUCACUGUGUGAAAAUUGGUUUGCAUUUUUGUAUAAUACAAUAAUCAGCUUUUUUUUUGGGGGGGGGGGGGGGGGGGGGGGGUUAACUAACUGGAAGUUUAAGAGAAAAAAAAAACCUUGUGAAAAUAAAAUUUGUAACUGGUGUAUCAGUGAUUCUUUACUGGCAGGGACUGUGAUUAAACAACAUUGUAAAUCAAA
This is a messenger RNA of Polyodon spathula (Mississippi paddlefish), 11064 nucleotides long. Its product is annotated as roquin-1-like. Gene Ontology annotation, molecular function: metal ion binding. The transcript is spliced from 20 exons. The coding region runs from base 240 to 3578 and encodes 1112 amino acids. The record is from RefSeq and is a predicted model, not a curated record. NCBI's taxonomy places the organism in Eukaryota, Metazoa, Chordata, Actinopteri, Acipenseriformes, Polyodontidae.